Messenger RNA from Microplitis mediator, 10669 nucleotides. Its product is annotated as homeobox protein 5-like. The record is from RefSeq and is a predicted model, not a curated record. Gene Ontology annotation, cellular component: chromocenter; nucleus. The coding region runs from base 1631 to 9499 and encodes 2622 amino acids. NCBI's taxonomy places the organism in Eukaryota, Metazoa, Arthropoda, Insecta, Hymenoptera, Braconidae. The transcript is spliced from 10 exons. Gene Ontology annotation, molecular function: DNA binding; chromatin binding.
GGUAGUGAGUGUCGAAUGAAGAACCAGUGGCAGCAGCAGCAGCAGCAACAACACGAGCAAUAGACCGGUCUGUGUGUGUUUAGUGUACAGAAGAUGCCGCAAAGAUCUCUGGGUAUACAGAGGGAGCCAUAUUUUUCCAAUAUCAGUUACGCGAAAAGAGCGCACGUAUAGCAUUCGCGGGAUGGGAAUGGGAUAUUAUUUUAUCGGCUCUUGGCACUGCGAUUGUCGGUAGAACGCGUGUAACAGCAGCGAGGCCCGUAGUGGCCUUGACGCGAUUUAAUAAUAUUAACAAAGGUGCCCCAUGUAUAUUCAAUAACAAAUAACACUAUUAUUAUUUAAUAAUCCAAAAAAAAUAUCUGUGCUGUGGUUUAAUACGUUAACGCGUUGUGAAUAUUAUUCUCAUCUACCAGAUUCAACUCCACUUAUUAUACAUACGUAUGUAUAUAUACAUAUAUCAGUACACAUAUGAGCAUAUAUGUGUACAAGUUUAGUAAAAAAAAGUGUGUGUUGGUAUCAUAUAUAUAAUAUAAUAAAAAAAAUAAAAUAUUUAAAAGAGUAUAAAAAAUAAAAAAGUUGGAGCGCUGUUGGCCCGCGCAGGUGUUGGUUUUUGUACGACAGUCAGUUGAAACUUGAUAAAAAUUUAAACCCGUAAUAAUUAACUGGAUAUGUAUAUAUAUAUAUAAUUAUUUUGUUUUAGGUGACGGCGACGAAGACUAAGACGACUGAGACUGAGACGACUCAUUACUUAUUCUAGUUUAAUACUUGUGAGACAGUGUGCUACUAAUAUAUAUAUUUAUAUAUAUAUAUAUAUAUAAAUUCAAGUGGAGAUAGUAGAUGUAGAUGUAGAAGUUGAGUGGAAUGGAGAUGGUUGUGUCGGUGGUAGUUGUGUGAUAUUACUAGUGCAGUGACGAUGACACAGACGUCAUAACACCACGACAAUUUAUUCGUCUGUGAGUUUUUUUUUGUUUGUUAAUUUAUUUUUUUAAAAAAUUCAUUAUUAUUAAAACGUUUAACUCGCGCGGUGAUGUCUGUAUUUAUGAGAGAGUGUUUCAAGUUCUGCGUACCUCAGAGUAAAGUAAAAUAAAAUAAAAUAAUAAGAGCCGUGAUGAGUGGAACGUGUGUGUUACUCGGAUUCAUUAAUAACAUACCGGUAGUAUGUCGCUGUUGCGUCCUUGAGUGAGGAGGCAUCGAUCCGUUUUAAUAAAACGUCGUGUGCGACCAGUUGUUUUUUAUUAUUUCAUUUUGUGAAUUUUAUAAAUUUAUUUUUAUGUAAUUAUAUAAUUUGAGGUAAAUUUUAUCAAGUGCUUGAGUUUAAAUUAUAAAGCAAUACGAUAGGUAGUUUUAUUUAACGUGUUUAAGGUGACAGUACUUGUACUGUGUGGUGUUGAGCACAGUAAUAAUAAAUAUAUAAAUAUAUAAGUGCAAUAACAUACUAAGGAUUAAAACACUCGCGUGUGUGAUGUCAACGGGAUUCGCUGAACACGACUCAGUUCGUACAUAUGCAUCCAAUGCACGGUACAAGCUGUUACGCCAUAGAGGAUGCCGCACGGGCUAGUGGAGUAUCGGAGGCGUGCGCUGUGUGUUCCAGUGAUGUCGGUGGCGCGGCACUUAGCACUGCUGGACCUGGACCAUGGCCGGCAAGCCUGAGCAGCCAAUCUCUCACCCUGCUCCCCAAAAUCACGUUCAUCAGCAGCAUUAUCAGCAUCAUUCGCUCCAUUUGCAGCAGCAGCAACAGCAACAUCUUCAGCAUCAACAAGCCCGUCGAAAUCACCAGUCGAUUCAGCAGCAGCACAUCAAUCAUCACGAGGCUCAAGGCAUUCAGCACAACAGUGUGUUGGUUUAUGUUCCCGGGGAUAAUUUUGCCUACGCGACUGCUGUAGGACAUAAUGCCGGUUCUUCGGGUUAUCAACCCGCCCAGCAACAGCAUCAUCAGCAACACCAGAACCCGUACUCCAAUGUGCUGCCUCAGGUGGCAACACAGGCAAUAUUUUCCGCCAAAACAAACUACAAUAUUGGAAACAGCGAGCUGGUAGACAGUGAGAUUGACCAGACUGCCGACUGUUGUCUUGGAAAAUCAAUUGAGCUGAUAGCCUGCAAUGUUGUCGCUGAUCGUCAUCAACAACAACAACAACAACAACAGCUCAAGGACGAAGAGGAUUACAAUACAACGAUUUAUCGAAAUCCCCUGGUGGGCUUAACAAACGGUAGGGCGACUGGAUCGCCCAGUAACGUGGGUAAAAUAGAUCUUGGUACCCUGACAAACAGCAUCCCUGGGAGUAGUCUUGGCAGCGCGAUAAGUCCAGCGCAGAGUGAUGCGGACAGUUUGAGUGGAACCAGCGACUCGGGUGUUGUUGCAACUGCGACAGCGGCCACUAGGUCUGCGUUGCCGAGCAGCAGCGCGGCUCUUGUCAGUAACAGUGGAAGUGGAAGUGGUGAACACGAAAGUAACAAGACAUUCCCGGUGGCACAUCAGUACGAAGUCACGUGCAAUACCACCGGCGUUUAUUCCGCCUCACCUAUCACUCGUUUAACGGGCUCGGAAAAUUAUCAGUCCACGAACGCCGGUAACGAGACCGGUAUUACCGGCACUCUGGACGAAAAUUCUAGGUUAACUUACGUUAGGUCAAAUAGCAAUGCUGGUGGUGGUGGUGGUACUGUGCCGAAUAUAUUUCUCAGUGGAAUUGAUGCUCAGCAGCAGCAGCAGCAGCAGCAACAACGGGAAUCGUGCAAGUCGGGUCGCGUAAAUCAAGACUUGUUGGACGUUAAUCGAACCUGUAUAAGUGGAAAUAGUGUCGGUGUCGGUGCCGGUAGUGCUGGUUGUGGGGGUGGUGAUGUUAUUGUUGUUACCUCGGACCCGGGUUGUGAAUCAGUGCGUUCAGAUACCGCGGAAUCUCUAUACAGUAGCAGCCUGAGCAGCCCCGACUGCCAGAGUUUGCAAUCUAACGAUUCGGUUAACAAUAGUAGUAAUAAUAGUGUCGGUAGUGUGCAGCAGGCUGCACAUUUGGUGUCAAAUCAACUUGUUAUUAAUAAUAACAAUAACGCGCAACACAGCAGCAAUGUUGCGCUGACUAUGAACGGUAGUGUCGUGGCUCAGCAUCAACAAAAACAACAACAACAGCAGCAGCAGCAGCAACAGGCGUCCAUCGCUGUACCUCGUGGAUGGAAGAGAAUAUGCACCAACGGGGUCAUCAUUUAUAUCAGUCCAAGCAGCACCGCGCUGGGCUCACUCGAUCAGCUCAAGGAGUACCUGACAACUGCGGGCACUUGUAAGUGCGGUCUCGAGUGCCCGCUUAGACCAGAACAAGUCUUCAAUUUCGAUCCCAAGGUAGUGACACGACCUUGGAGUCCGGAGCAGGGGAAGACACGGGAGAUGACAAAGUUGUGCAACCAUAAGAGGAAACUUUUGUUACCCGUUGCCGCGGCUAGUCCAGUUGCCUCUUGUACACCUGUCGUCUCAUCUUCAACUUUACCUGUGCCAGGACCGCCCGCAAUUAAUGCACGAGCUGACUCGCCAACUUCAUCAGACAAGUCGAAAAAAGAUGGCCUGAGUAAAAAGAAAAAACGUAAGCUCAGUAGUGUGGGAAACGUAUACUCAGGUGUUUCAGUAUCACAAUUAAUUGCACAACGUGAACGAGCUAUUGCAGUUGCAGGCGCUACUGGAGUCCAUGGUUUACCGUCACCCAAUGGCUCUCAGGUUUGGCCGAUGACUGGUAUACCAGUUCAGCAGAAUAACCAACAGAUUGGCCAUCAAUUAAUCAAUUCCUCUUCACAAAAUAUUGACACUAAUAGUUGCGUUCUGAGGAACAACAAUACCAACAACAAUAAUAAUAAUAAUAAUAUACAGCAGAGACUAAAUUCCCACAAUAUGACGAGUAUGUUGAUGGGCAACCCGUUGAUCAUGAAUCAACAAACAAAUAAUUUUAACAACAUCAAUAAUAUGACACAACAGCAGCAACAGUUGAUGCUGCAGCAACAGCAGCAGCAGCAACAACAGCAGCAGCAACAGCAACAGCAACAACAACAGCAGCAGCAGUUGAUGCAGCAACAUAUGACACAACAUCAUCAAAAUGUUCUUGCUAAUCAGUUGUCUCACCAGCAGUCACCGCACUACCAACUGAACCAGCUGAAUGAUCAGUCGGUGCAGGCGAUGCAGCAGCAACACAUCAACCAGCAGCAGCAGCAGCAGAUGCAUCUUCAAAUGCAAAAGCACACACAGCAUCACAAUCAGGAUCAGCAAGUUAAUUUUAAUGCCCAUCACGAUGGAUUUAUUCAUCACAUCCAGCCGCAAAAUUCACAGAAUCAGAUGCAUCAGCAGAUGCAUCCCCUGCAUCAGCAUUCAAUGCAAUACCAGCAGCAGCAAACGAAUCAACAGCACAUGAUGCAGAAUCAGAUUGAUCAGUUUCACAUGCUUCAACAGCAGCAGCAGCAACAGCAACAACAACAACAGCAGCAACAACAACAGCAGCAGCAACAUCAGCAACAGAUGUCUCAGGUUUGCCAGCAGCCAAUGCAAUUCAAUCAUCAGGGUAUGACGCAUCACUUGAAUGAUAUUGCGCAGCAGUCGAAUGGACAACUUAUUUCGGCAAUGAAUACUUCCGAUGGCCAGCAACAGCAUCAAAGGCAUCGCACUCCGUCAAUAAGUGCUGAUGAUGAUAUGAAUGCGAAACAGUUGUCUCAGCAACAGCAACAACAACAACAACAACAGCAACAACAUCAGCAGCAGCAGUUGAUGAUGCAUAACCACAACGUGCGGCAUCACGUACAAAAUAGCAACAUGCAAAAUAUAAAUCAUGACAGUAUGCAACGAAUGUAUCAGCACCAGAUACAAUUUACACGAAACUGUGAUCCCAAUAAAAUUACAAUAGAACAGCAGAAGCAACAGAGUGGCCAUCAGCAACAACAGCAGCAGCAGCAACAACACCAACAACAGCAGCAGCAGCAGUAUAUGCUGGUCAGUCAAGCGGGAAGGAGUCCCACAAAUAUUAACAGCAUCGAUACUCAAUCAAUAGUCACUAAUGGGCAGCCAGGCCAUCUCUUUAACCAAAGGAACCAGAUGUGGGGUCAACAAACCCGUACUAAUGUACCUUCACAUCAGUCAUCACCCGCGGCGACUAUCCACAACAUAACGUGCAAUAGUUUGGACCGCGUGCCGCCGCUCCAUCACCACAUUCCUCCCGCGGCCGCCUGGAAUGACGAAGUCGCACGUAAAAAAGCCAAGCCCAGCAAGUCUCUGGCUAAAAAGCAACGUCAUCAUAUGGCCGAAAUCAGGAGCAUCGAGCAGCCCAGUCCCGGUUCCGAAGAUGACUUCAGUGAUAAAUCACAGCCUAAUCAAAUUGGAUCUACGGUUAAUAAUAACAUUAACAAUAAUAAUAAUAAUAGUAAUACUAGUAGUAAUAAUAGCAUCAACAAUAACAGUAGUCCUAGUUUUCUUGAUGAUCCCAGUGGAUAUCUUGCCCAACAAACGGCUUUACUAAAUAGUACAAUAUCAAGACAAACAGGUGUUAGUAGUAGUCAAAUAAUGAUUAAUAAUAUUAAUAAUAAUAAUAAAAUGCCAUCUCAACAAGUUCAUGGAAACAAUAGUAGUUAUAUUAUACAUCAAAAGCCCUCGUCGGCGACAAGUCCAACAAGCUCGUCGAUUUGUAACACGGGUAAAAAUCACGCAACUUCCCCGGUUGUAGUGCACAGCAGCAUGACGCCCACGUCGAUAGGCAACGCAAAUGAUUCCGACACUGGGUCAUGCCAUGGAUGUGUGACAAGUGCAGAUACUCAGCCUUACAUGACCGAUCAGUUCAAGCACCAGCAAAUUCACCGGCAGUACGUCAUGCAUUCAGAUCAGCGUGAUGACCCGGUGACGUCGUCUACUUACGGGGACAGAUUCGCGGCGAAUCAACAAAUGGACUCGUGGCCAAUACAAGGCGGGACUAUCAGCACAAGUCACGGAUCACCGGUGAGCAUCAACAGUCCGGCGAACUCGGAAACUCCGGUGUCGUCAUUGUCACAACCAGCGACACCGCAGAGUCUUAUUUCGUCACAGCCAUCGACACCGCAUAGUUACUCCCAGCCACCUACGCCUCACUCACACUCUCAGGCCCCGCCACCGCAGUCACUGACACCCGGUCAGCAGCCUUCGCAAUCAUCUAUUACAAUAAAUAACACCAGUGCUAAUAAUAGCAAUAACAUAAAUCAAGAUCAAAGUCAAGCAUCAAGUCUGUCGAUGACAACAGCAUCAAGUACAAUAUCACCGAGUUCAUCGCCUUCUCAGACGUCUAUUUUAGGAGGAGGGUCUACUGCUGAAAGCACAUCACACUCGAUCAGUCACAAGUCAGCCUCGCAAACGAGACAAUCGACGACACCCGAAGGUUACGCGCCCCAUCCUCACACGAUAAAUUCAAUUCAACGGAUUUCUAUGAUCCCCUACAGUGGAAACCCGACUGUAAUCACUACUAUGGCAAGUGGGCAUACCUUUAGCUCAAAUACAAUAACUUCCGUGCUUGCGGGUAGAGCUAAUACAGCUACAGUGUCCAUCAACACGCCUUCUGGGAUUCAUAACUCCGUGAUACCAAAUAUUUUGUCCAGCAAGUCCCACAGUAACACGUUAUCAACACCAACAGCGAGCAUUGUAGUCUCGUCGGCGCAUCAUUCGAACAUGACCCCAAUAAUUCACAGUCAGUCUCAAACUAUGGUGUCCAAGUCACCGCUGGAAAUGGUGCAGAGCGUCGUGAGUAGUAUCCAAGUUCCUCAUGCUGUGAGUACUGGAUCUUCAUUGCCGCAUAAUCAUCAAGAACAGUCCAACGUUCAAGUACACAACGUCAUUGCUUCUGGUGGAGUACUGAAGCACUCGAGCGGUUCAACUCUACCGCCGGGUCAUAUAUUUGUGUCCAGCGGUGGACAAUUGAUAAUGGCCAGCACGGGUUCUGGUAUAAGCGGCGUAAUGGCACCACCUCCGCCAAAAAUUAUUUCAAAUGGCAGUUCUAUGCCACCUCUCUCAGUGUCGCCAAUGGUAACUAGUGUGACUGGGGCUGUAAGUCAAGUCAUACCAGCUGUUGGAGUAGCGCAACAAGUUAUCGGACAGCCCACCGUACUGGUCAAUACCAUUCAAACUCCCGUACUAAUACAACCCGGUGUGAUGACUAUGGACAGCAUUCACGGGCAAAAUGUACAGAUUCCUCACUUAACUGUCGCUACUGGCAACGUACUACAAAACGCCCAAUCAAUACUUGAAGCUAAUCAAGAUGUCACCCGCGCUGUUACUAACAACCAGAAUAUCGUUAACCGACAGGCGAAUCUCCUGAGUCCUGAGUCGACUAUCACCAAGAAAAAAGUCUACAAGAAGCGUAAAAAUAAUUCACAGACAGUUGCCUCAAUGCUUCAUAUCGCUUCGUCCCAACAAAACACCGGGAUGCUGAUGCAGAGUCAGUCCAACUUUGCUCAGCAGAACUUCCAGACUCAGAGCAUCGGCGGACCGAUGUUACAGGCAUUGACAAUAGUACCUGGCAAAGGCGGCGCGCCAGCCCAAUUGGUUAUGAAUGGACAAACAGGUGCCACUUCCGCGCAAUUCAAUACCCAGCAGAUAAUAACUAAUCCUCAGCCAACACAACAGAUCAAUCUACUGCAGCCCGUAAAUUUAUUGAACGGUGCUACAGGUAUGGUACAGAAUUUCCCGACUAUCCAGCAAUUUAUUGUACCUGGUCUUGGCAGUAUGGUGAUGUCUGCUGACGGCACUGCGACUUUACUCCAAGAUACAGGCAAUCUGGGCAUGCAGUUGCAGAUUCAAAACGUAAAUGGACAAAACGUACUGACGCCUAUACAAAGUCACAGUGGAAUUUUUAGUCCCAGUCAAAGUAUUCUUGCCGCGGGCCCCGCGGGGAUGGUAAUUCGCGCGCCUCAAGCUGCGGGUGGUAAACUAAUCCAACAGCACAGUCCCGGCACGCAGUUUCUGUCAUCAAACAGCGGACAGUUUUUAGUGAAUGGAACGACGUCUUUUAGCAACCAACUGAGUCCGAUAGUCGCUAAUGUGAGCCCUAAUCAGCAGAUGACAUUCAAUACGUCGCAGGUGAGGCCGUCGAAUAUUCAAGGCCAGCAGGAGUUUAUACAAAUGAACGGACAGACGCUGAUGGUACCAUGUGGUACGGCCCAAAAUAUCGCCGUCUCGUCGGCUUCUAAUCAGCAGAACACGACAUUUGUACAGCAGAACACGACAAUCGUUCAACAACAGACGACCAUGGUCUCCAAUAACCAGAUUCCGGACUUUCAGUCGGUCGCGACCAGCAACGGGAAUGUCGACCAGUCGUUGAAUCUUGACCACAACCAGUAUAUACUGAGCGCGGGAAUGAUACAAGGUAAAUCGCCGUCUUCGCCAAAAAGUACGAUAAGCUCACCGUCCUCCGAGCAGAGUGUUGAGCAAAUCCAGCAGCAGCAAUUCAGUCUGACUAGUACAAGUGGUAAUAAAAAUAACAAUAAUAAUAGUAGCAGUGGUAGUGUUGGUAUUAUUAUUGAUCAGAAUGGCCAGCAAGCUGAUCAGCUGAGUCCAUCGAUGGUCAGGCAUUCAGUAUCCACUCAGACGGCUGGCAAUCAGGCUAACAAUGCUCAAUCAGCUAUCAUGAGACAGGGAUCUCCGCCUGAUACUACCACACACAGUCCAGGUAAUAGCCAACGGUCUAACAGUCCAGCUGUUGACACCACCUCCCACGGAGCGGCAUCUCCUGCGCCGCCUAUUUCUGCGCGACAUCAUUCAUCAACGCCAAUGGUUCACUGUAUCUCAAGCAGCGAACCGGACUCGGGCGACAUCCAGAACCCCAAUGACGACUGGCGAAUCCAAGGAAUAACGACUAAAGAACUAGCCAUGAGUCAGGUCGGUCUGCAGCACGGGAAGACUUACGUCGAGUCGACAGUAACGACUGGGAUUCAGAUUUAUACACCAGAGACGUUGAAGCAAACCGAGGGUGUGGUGAGCACGGUGAGGUGUGAGGGCAGGGAGCAUACCCUCGGUCAGGGAAUCAAACGAAAGCUGGACUCCAUCCACUCUAUGCACUCGACUCUGCAUGAAGACCAGGAUGUAUCGGAGUCUGAGGGAGAUAAAGGAAACUGGGAAGUGAAAGUCGGCGAACUUGUGUGGGGUGCGGCGCUGGGGAGUCCGGCGUGGCCGGGUAAAGUCGAGUCUUUUGGACCACCAGGAAGUUUAACCGUGUGUGUGAGGUGGUACGGUGCCGGUGAGACCUUAACCAAUGUCGAAAUCAAGAAUCUCAAGUCCCUAUCCGACGGCCUAGAAGCACAUCACCGAGCACGAAAACGUUUUAGGAAAAAUCGUAAACUGAAUAUGCAGCUGGAGAAUGCGAUUCAAGAAGCCAUGGCCGAAUUGGACCACAUAAGUGAUAUAGAUACUCCAAAUAAAAUUCGAAAACAAUUUGCACAGAGCGCAAGAUCAUCAAAGGCAUCGUCAGUUUCAAGCAACGUCAAAAAUUUGAAUCAAGAUAAAAAAAGUAACAAAAUAAUCUGCUAACUCAGCAGCAAACGGUAGCCGACUUGUCGGUGAUUAAUAUAAUCAAUAACAGUUUUAAUAAUUUAUAAUUAUUGACAAAUAAUAAUUAUAAUUAUUGCUACGGAAAAUAAUAUAAACGUAAUUCUGUGUAUCAGUGCGUUUUAUUUCAACGCUUUUUUUUAAAACUGUAUAUAUAAUAAUAAUAAUGAUAAAUAUUAUUAUUAUUAUUAUCAUUAUCAUUAAUAUUAUUAUUAUUACUACUACUAUUAUUAUUAUUCUUAUGGUAAUGAACUAAGAUAAGUGUAAAGGAGAUAAUUCCGUUAGUAUAAUGGGAAUAAUACUCACGAAAUAAAUAAAAUGAUAAAUAAAAAUUUUGUGGUUGAUAAUGAACAAUUGGGUGGGGGUGAUAUUAAUAUUUGUAUUUGUAAAUAUAUAUUAUCAUUUAAUAAUAUAAUUAAUAUUAUUGUAAUAUUAUGAGUUUGUAUAAUAUUAAUUAUUGAUUAAUUAAUAUAAUUAUUAAUCUAUUAAUAAAUAAUUAUUAUUUAGUAGUCUAAUAAAUAAUAAAAAAAGUUAUUUAAAAUACAGUGAUAUAAAUUCAUUUUGUAUCUCAAAAUUUUUGACCAAUUUUAUUAUUAUUAUUAUUGUUAUUAUUAUUAUUAUUAUUAUUAUGUAGAAUUAUAAAUAAAAUUAUAAAAUGCAAUUUGAAAAUUCUGAUGAUGAAUUUUCUUGCACUUCUUGCUUCCCAUUUUUAUGUGAUUACGUUACUUGUAAUAUAUAUUGUGAAUUAAUUCAUUGUAAUGACUAUGAUUAUGAUAAUAAUAUCAAUGAUAAUGAUAACUGAUAAAAUUAAAGGAAAAAUUAAUAAUAAAUGGAGUAAAAAAAUAAUAGGCCUCGGGCUUUAGAGGAUUCAAAAAUGGUAACUUUAAUCAAUCAUUAAUCAAUCAAUCGUAUAUUCCUGUCAAGUCUGAAUAAUCAUGUCACUAUAGUUUUUGUAACGAAAAAAAUGGCAUAGAUUAAAUUAGUUAAUGAAGAUUAACAUAAUUAAUUAACGACAAAUUAAGCAUAAUAAUUUAGCCAUUUUUUAUGUACCACAGGCGCAUAAUUUAUUCCAAACCUAUAGACAUAAUUUAUGGGUAACAUAUAGUAUUUUUAUGGAAUGCUAAUUAAUGAAUGAAUAAAUAAAUAAAUUAA